Messenger RNA from Melanotaenia boesemani (Boeseman's rainbowfish), 1476 nucleotides. RefSeq names its product transmembrane protein 150C (gene tmem150c). The transcript is spliced from 9 exons. Lineage: Eukaryota; Metazoa; Chordata; Actinopteri; Atheriniformes; Melanotaeniidae. The record is from RefSeq and is a predicted model, not a curated record. Bases 231 to 1061 code for a protein of 276 amino acids.
UCUUCUGAUAGGAGAGAAACCGGCACGUGGUACCGACAGAGAGCUAAGAUGACCGGAUUCCAGUAGCAGUUCGUUUCCUGUCGGGUAUUAUAUCCUCUCCACCCAGAAUCCGGUCCUCCUGGGCUGGGGGGACAGAUUUCCCACCACAAACACAGGCAACGCUACCGGCUCUGGCAGUGAAAAGGAGGAAGACUCGGACUGAGGCUGAAGAGCAGGCUGACCGGGGGCAGAUGGAGGAAAGUAGAGAGGGUGCGAUGAUGACUUUCAGCCCGUGGGCCUUCCUCCCCCCCCUCUUCUCUGUGGGCACUGCUGCUGGAUUGUGGAUGGUAUACUUCAUGGCAGUUUACAGUGAGAACAUAACACCGCUGAGCACAGCAGAGUACAGGAGAGGAAAUGGAUCUUUGUAUCCUCCCUUCAUAAGCGUUGCAGGAAACUUUCCACCAGCCAGUUGCUUCUUCAGCGAGGUCAUGAGUCUGGCAGCGUUUCUGGGGUUCAUCAUCGGCAUCCUCAGAUACCUUCAGCUGAAGAACAGGUCAGACAAAGCCUGGCUAAACUUCGUUAGCAUGCUAGCUUUCUGUGUCGGCUGCUUUGGAAUGACCCUCGUUGGAAACUUCCAGUUAUUUAAUAUGCUGCUGAUUCACAACGUGGGCACGUUGAUGACGUUUGGGCUGGGCACGCUGUACUGCUGGGUGCAGUCUUACAUCACCCUGCGAGCCAACCUGCAGAACGAGGGGAGGCCGGUCGCCAUCGCUCGCUUCCUGCUGUCUGCCUCCAUCACGCUCUGCUUCAUUCUGGCCUACGCGCUCGUCCCGUUCUCCCUCAUGCACGCCGCUCGAUGCCAGUGGGCGCUGGUCAUGUUCUUCCUCAUCUUCAUCGGCACGUUUGCUGUCGAAUUUCGUCACAUCCACUUGGAGGUGGUGUGCACGAACACCAAAAACCAUCCCAUCAGCGAGUCGGACACCACAGUGUUCAGACAGCAUCAGGACCAGCGUCGGGACCAUCUGGAGGACCAGCUGUGGGACCGGCAUCAGGACCAGCGUCGGGACCAUCCGGAGGACUAGCUGUGGGACCGGCAUCAGGACCAGCGUCGGGACCAUCUGGAGGACCAGCUUACAGGUCAGCUAGAAGAAGGUUUUUUAACGAUCCAAAGACGGGACAUCCAGGGAGCGAAUCAGUCCUCAUUAUUUGUGUUCUACAAUCGUGUUAAGCUUUAAGUUUGUCCUCCAGUCAGCCACUCUGGAGAAAACUACAAUCACUACUUUGUAAGUUGUUUGUUUCAUGUACCUGUCUGUUGCAUUUAAAAGUGCAGUUUACUUUCCAUUUUGUCUUUAUUAGAGUUUUAUUUCUUUAUAUGGUCUUUAGAUUAUUUAGAAAUGUUUCAAAUGAUUCUGCUCAUAUUUCUACCAGUAUACAUACUGUACUGCAUGGAUUUAUUAUCAGUACCCAACUUAUAUCAAUAAAAGGAAUUUUUAUUGA